Molecule: messenger RNA, 1230 nt
Organism: Theileria orientalis strain Shintoku
Lineage: Eukaryota; Apicomplexa; Aconoidasida; Piroplasmida; Theileriidae
Exons: 4
Coding region: 1-1230 (409 amino acids)
Source: RefSeq, a predicted model, not a curated record
AUGAAAACUAAUCGAGUAAAACCAAAAUUAGUUUUGGAAUCCCUGAUGGGAGAUCCAGUUUUGUCCCACUGGAUCGGCCCAGAAGGUAUCGCAGCAGGAACAGCCUUAGGGCGCAUUUCAACCUACCUUUUUCCACAAAAAGCUGAUUCAAAUAAGGCAUCAGGGAGCCCUUAUAAAUCAAAAUCAGAUUAUUCUGGAAACAAGGAAGUAAACCACGUAGUUAUUCCCGUCGAGGUGGAGGAUAGCCCGCGGGAUGUGGAGUCAAACCCAGCCGACUCCUGCAGCAUUAGUAGUAAAAAUGACACUAAUGGCAGCAAAAAUUGUAACAUAAAAGACGAGAGUGAUCUCGAGGGCGGAAGAUACUCAGUAUUCGCCACCUACAGCGACGAGCCUGUGUACAGCGUGUUUGUAAACGAGAACACUCUAGUUUGCUUAAUUGGCACAAGCUACUUGAUGAUUUACGACACUGUAAACUAUAAGGUCUUAAGCCAGUGUUCUCUGCAUUUGACCAGCUCAACCAUCAAAGGCUUUAAACAAGUCAUACAGGACGACAAAUUUGUCCUUGUGUCCUCAAUAAAGGGAAUUGUACUAAUAAAUUUGACCAACAGUGAAAUACACCUCUUGAACAACAAGUCAAUCAUCAACAGCAACAUUUUAUCAUUUCAGUUCCCGUACAUUUCAACCACCAGCUUCAAUUACGAAGAUAAGCAUGAGAAGUUGAUAGGCGUCUACAAGGUACACUUGAAAGGAGCGAGUGUGUACAACCGAGACACUCAUUUCAACACCAGGUGCGACGACAGCGGCUUGCAAGUGAUGAAUGAACUUGUUCUAAAGGAGAAGAAGAUUUACCUAAUCACAAUGUGUAAAUUAUGGAGCCGCUAUAUAGUUGUAGUUUGUGAUCUUCUAACGAUUCUACUGUACAAUAGAGAGGACAAUUGCUUACACGUAGGUUUUGUUACCACUGUCGGCUCCGUAAAGCGUAAAACUCUGAAACAUGACAUUUUAAGCAUCAAUUCUGAGUUUGAAGAUUAUUUUAUCAUGUUGAAUAAAAACAGCACUCUGAACCUGGUCAAUUCAAACUUGGAUAUAUUACACACUUUUAACCUAUAUCCAUCAACAUUUGAAAUUGGUUGGAGUUACAAUGUAGUCAGUUAUAAGAAUUUGAUUUCGUUCAAUUCUGAUGAGGGUAUUUACUACAUGAAAUUACCUGAAAACUCAACACACGCCUAA